AUGCUUAAUAGUACGAUACAUCAUCAUCAUUAUAAACAUGUAGAUUUUAUAAAAAUCAUUUUAUAUAUUUAUUGGAUAUGUUCAAGUUAUGUAAAUUGUAUGAGAUAUAAUACAGUUUAUCAAAAUGAUGAUUUAUCAUCUGUCUAUAAAAUGCCUAAGAAACAUUCAAUGAAAUUGAAAGUUUUCAUUGAAUGUCGUCGUGACUGUUCAACUAAAUGUAAUCAUAGUCUGUUUGUUUAUUUGGCUAAUGAAAAUGAAUGUUACACUUGUUUGAUUGAGUGUAUGUCUGCCUUUACACAACAAGCGGAGAAAGUUGGAAUUCAAUUAAAGGAUAUAAAGAAAUCAAACGAUGCUAAUUUAUUAUCUGAUAGUUUGUAUGCACCUGGAAAGAAAGUAAGACGUCGUCAUCUUCGUCAAGACCAUAUCACACAAGAACAAUUUAGAAAAAGAUCAGAAUGAUAACUACAGAUUAGUACGAUGAAUAUUCCUAAUGUCCAUCUAAGUUCUAAAAACUGAAAUAGUGACCAUAAUUUAUGACAUUGGAUGAAUAAACAUAAACCAACAAUAUAUUAUAACUAUCAUUAUUAUC
Schistosoma margrebowiei is the source of this 589-nucleotide messenger RNA. The record is from the annotation of a GenBank genome assembly. Lineage: Eukaryota; Metazoa; Platyhelminthes; Trematoda; Strigeidida; Schistosomatidae.